Thunnus maccoyii (southern bluefin tuna) is the source of this 5130-nucleotide messenger RNA. Its product is annotated as ephrin type-B receptor 1-B. Gene Ontology annotation, cellular component: plasma membrane; neuron projection. The record is from RefSeq and is a predicted model, not a curated record. The coding region runs from base 208 to 3261 and encodes 1017 amino acids. Gene Ontology annotation, molecular function: ATP binding; transmembrane-ephrin receptor activity; protein binding. The transcript is spliced from 18 exons. NCBI's taxonomy places the organism in Eukaryota, Metazoa, Chordata, Actinopteri, Scombriformes, Scombridae. Gene Ontology annotation, biological process: protein phosphorylation; axon guidance; cell surface receptor protein tyrosine kinase signaling pathway.
UCCCCCCUCCUGCUCCUCGCACCCCUCAGCCCCUACACUCCGCUCUUCCCCGGCACUGAUUGUCACACAUUGUUUACUACGGCUUGAAAUGUGACUCACAACACAGGCUAUCUGCUGGAGUACCGCUCUGACAACUGAGGGAUUCCUUUGACGCGCGCCGUGCGUGUUGGUUAUUUGGGGACAAGCUGUGGAGACUACCCUUCUGCCAUGACAGUGGAUUUGCUUGCGCUUUUAUGCGUGCUGGUCAUCACAUCUUCUGCGAUGGAAGAAACCGUGAUGGACACUCGGGUGGCCACAGCUGAACUAGGCUGGACAGCAUAUCCUAAUUCUGGGUGGGAGGAGGUGAGUGGCUAUGAUGAAAACCUCAACACCAUCAGGACCUACCAGGUGUGUAAUGUCUUCGAGCCCAGUCAAAACAACUGGCUCCUCACCACCUUCAUUGAUCGGCGUGGAGCACAGCGCAUCUACGUGGAGAUUCGAUUCACUGUGCGAGACUGCAGCUCCAUCCCCAACGUCCCUGGCUCCUGCAAGGAGACUUUUAAUCUCUACUACUAUGAAACUGAUGCUGUUAUUGCCACCAAAGGCACCGCCUUCUGGAUGGAGGCCCCUUACCUUAAGGUGGACACCAUAGCUGCUGAUGAAAGCUUCUCACAGGUGGACUUUGGAGGACGCCUGAUGAAGGUCAACACAGAGGUGCGGAGCUUUGGUCCACUGUCUAAAAAUGGCUUCUACCUGGCCUUUCAGGACUAUGGUGCCUGCAUGUCUUUGCUGUCAGUCAGGGUCUUUUAUAAGAAGUGCCCGAGUGUGGUCCAGAACUUUGCAAUCUUUCCAGAGACCAUGACAGGAGCUGAAAGCACCUCCCUGGUCAUUGCCCGAGGGAUCUGCAUUCCUAAUUCAGAGGAAGUUGACGUCCCAAUAAAGCUCUACUGCAACGGAGACGGAGAGUGGAUGGUUCCUAUCGGCAGCUGCACAUGCAAGGCUGGGUUUGAACCUGACAAUGGCAACGUAUGCCGAGCAUGCCCACCGGGUACCUUCAAGUCAACCCAGGGUCCAGGUCUGUGUCUACAGUGCCCUCCUAACAGCCGUUCCACAGCUGAGGCUGCCACCAUAUGUGUGUGCCGCAAUGGCUACUACCGUGGUGAUGCUGAUCAGCCGGAUGAACCCUGCACAAGUGUCCCAUCCAGCCCAAGGAAUGUGAUCUCCAUUGUGAAUGAAACCUCUGUGAUCCUGGAGUGGCAUUCUCCCAGGGAGACGGGCGGCCGUGAUGAUGUUGUUUACAACAUAGUGUGCAAGAAGUGCCGGGCUGACCGGCGCUCCUGCUCCCACUGUGACGACAACGUUGAUUUCAUCCCUCGACAGCUGGGUCUGACUGAGACCAGGGUGUUCAUCAGCAACCUGUGGGCUCACACUCUCUACAGCUUCGAGAUACAGGCAGUCAACGGAGUCAGCAAUAAGAGCCCGUAUCCCGCACAGCAUGUCUCCAUUGACAUCACCACCAACCAGGCUGCCCCUUCCAUAGUUCCCAUCAUGCACCAGAUCAGCUCCACCAUGAAUAGCUUCACACUAUCAUGGCCACAACCGGAACAGCCUAAUGGUAUCAUUCUGGACUAUGAGCUGCGCUAUUACGAGAAGGACCAUGCAGAGAUUAACUCCACCAUCCUGCGGAGCCAAACUAACACUGCACGCGUCGAGGGCCUCCGGCCGGGUACAGUGUACGUUGUACAGGUGCGGGCACGGACUGUGGCUGGCUUUGGCAAAUACAGCAGCAAGAUGUGCUUCCAAACCCUCACAGAUGAUGACUUCAAGUCGGAGCUGAGGGAACAGCUUCCUCUGAUUGCAGGGUCAGCGGCAGCAGGAGUGGUCUUCAUUGUUUCCCUUGUUGCUAUCUCCAUUGUGUGCAGCAGGAAAAGGGCAUACACCAAGGAAGCAGUGUACAGCGAUAAGCUGCAACAUUACAGCACAGGAAGAGGCAUUAUAUGUGGCCAUCUAAUUGAAAAAGAACUCUCUUUGAGAGCCGACAUGUCUAACUGCCCCUCCCCACUGGGCUGCCCGACCCACUUCUCAGGCUCCCCGGGGAUGAAGAUCUACAUUGACCCCUUUACCUACGAAGACCCCAAUGAAGCUGUCCGCGAAUUCGCCAAGGAGAUCGACGUCUCCACUGUCAAGAUCGAGGAGGUCAUCGGUGCAGGUGAAUUUGGGGAAGUGUACAAGGGCCGUUUGAAGCUGCCUGGUAAGAGGGAGAUCUAUGUAGCCAUCAAAACCCUGAAGGCAGGCUACGUGGAGAAGCAGAGGCGAGACUUCCUGUCUGAGGCGUCAAUCAUGGGCCAGUUUGACCACCCAAACAUAAUCCGUCUGGAGGGAGUUGUCACAAAGAGCCGUCCAGUCAUGAUUGUCACAGAGUUUAUGGAGAAUGGUGCCCUCGACUCAUUCCUCAGGCAAAAUGAUGGUCAGUUCACAGUGAUCCAGCUGGUUGGAAUGAUGCGUGGGAUCUCAGCCGGGAUGAAAUAUCUCUCAGAAAUGAACUAUGUGCACCGUGACCUGGCUGCACGCAACAUUCUAGUCAACAGCAACUUGGUGUGUAAAGUGUCUGAUUUCGGCUUGUCACGCUACCUGCAGGAUGACACCUCUGAUCCCAGCUAUACCAGCUCUCUGGGUGGUAAGAUCCCAGUGAGGUGGACAGCACCAGAGGCCAUCGCUUACAGAAAGUUCACCUCGGCCAGUGAUGUGUGGAGCUAUGGCAUCGUUAUGUGGGAAGUGAUGUCAUUUGGAGAGAGGCCAUACUGGGACAUGUCCAACCAGGAUGUUAUUAAUGCUAUUGAACAGGAUUACCGCCUGCCGCCACCCAUGGACUGUCCCAGCGCCCUGCACCAGUUGAUGCUGGACUGUUGGCAGAAGGACCGCAACGUACGACCCCGCUUCACCGACAUCGUCAGUACCCUGGACAAGAUGAUCCGUAACCCAACCAGCCUCAAAGCUGUAGCCAACAUCCCUUCAGUGCCUUCUCAGCCACUGUUGGACAGAUCCAUACCUGACUUUAACACCUUCAGCUCAGUAGAGGACUGGCUCGCUGCCAUCAAGAUGAACCAGUACAGAGACAACUUCCUCAACUCAGGCUUUACCUCUCUGCAGCUGGUGGCUCAAAUGACCUCAGAGGACUUGCUGAGAAUAGGAGUGACCCUGGCAGGCCACCAGAAGAAGAUCCUCAGUAAUAUCCAGUCCAUGAGGGUGCAGAUGAGCCAGUCACCCACGACCAUGGCAUGACUACAGGGGGCGCUGUACCACGGAACGGGCAGCAUUCGCAGGACCAACAACAAUGGCAGCCCUCGAAUGACCCCCGAUCCAUCGGAACGCGCCAGAGUCGAGACUAUUGUCUUAAUCUAAUCCACUACCGUGACAACAGGAGACCAGGGUCUACUCUACCACAUGGUUAACAGCUACUACACUUCAUGCAAUCCACAUCAGGAGUUCAGGGUCCAGACUUGAUACUGUUUCUCUAUUUAUCCACAAAAGGAAGACAGACGUUAUUAGCUGUGGUUAUGAACUGCCAUUCGUGUCAUUGUAAACCAAAAUAACUCCAACAAUCAAACAUCAACACAGGGAAUAUCUCACAAUUCCAGACUGUAUGGUAAAAUGAGUGAUAUUGUACUUCUAUAUUAUCUGGACUAGAAGAUGUUAAAAAUUGUAAACAGAAGUGUGAGACAUGUAGAAACAACGUGUGACCUGUGAUUUUACCCAUACCGUCGUCAACGUGUGCAAUGAAGAUGCCUUGACCUGGCCAGAAAUAAGUCCCAGAAGAAAAAGCAAUUACUAGUAGGAAUUAUUAGAGAGAGAAGAAUACAGGGAUGUACAGUGGAGCACCAUCUUCAACUUUCACAUCAUCUUUUGCUUGUUUAAAGAAUUUGAAAAAUGUAUCGUAAAUGAACUGGUGAAAAUUCAGAGCUUAGUUAUAUUUUUGUCUUUUACCAUCUGUUUGUUUUAUCACUAUAGCAAGAUGCCGCCCACUCAUAUUUUAACUUUAACACUACCUGUGGAGUUCUGGGUGGAAGGCCUUGCCAAAGGACUUCUCAACCAGCCCCACCCAGAUUCAGAGAAUAUAAAUGUUUAUCUCUUGUUAAAUAUGAUUAUAUCUUUCAUAAUAAACCUUCAUAUUGAAGGUGAUAUGUAUGAAUAUUUAUGUACAGAACUCUCUGCUUGCAUUUUUGGCAAAGACAUGUUUGUUGACUAGAUUGUGAUAGGCACAUGCAAUGUAUAGAUUCCUACAGUCCCCUGGUUCCCUUUGGAUGACUCAACAAUGGACACUGGGUUUGUACGUCUCCUCGAUCCAGGGGCACAAGGACAAUCCUCACUGAAUCUUUACUUGAGGAAUAUGUAAAAGGAAUCAUGGGCAAAGAAUUGGUAUUGUAGAUCUACAUGAACAUUGCUGUAGGAGUUAAAAUAAUUGACAAAAUAUCCAUAUAUUGGAGAUCAUGUUAAAUGUGGGUGUACACAUGCUGUCUCUUGCUGGUGAGCCCUUACUUGUACAGAUAUGUUUUAUGUUUUUAUUUCUUUUUGAUCUGUUGUUUUUUGUGUGGGAGUGCUCAGCACCAUCCAGAGGGGAUGGAAACUUCACACCUUGGCCGGCCCAAAACCACGACUGUGAACUCAAAGAUUUACACACAUAAAACAGCAUACACACAACACUUCAUGUCCACACAUUCAUAUGCACACACCGACAGUAAACACACUGAAGAACUGCAGUGGGCAGCCAAUCAGGAGGGAAAACCAGGUGAAAAUGGACCUUUACCAAGGAUACCAGUCACAACCUCCAUCUAUGGUACACAUUGGAUGGGGAAGCUGAUCGUGAGCGUGCACAUGUCAUUGUUUGUUUAUUUGUGUGUGCAAGAGUGAGAGAAUGUACUGUAUGUGUGAGUGUGUGUGUGCGCAUAGUAGCCACAUUUGUGUGUACAGACAUUUAUGUGUGCACAGGUACAUUGCUUAAGAGCGUGAACGGUUUCUUUUUUUUUUUUUUUUGUUGGUUUCUGUAUAGCUACCACUUGUAAAUUGUGACAAGUACGUGUCAAGAGUUUGUAAGCUGUAACUUUCUGAAAACUAUUGUACUAAAAUGCACUCAAUAAACGCCUUUGAAAACAA